GAGCUAGAAGAAAGAUUCCAAAUUUAAAAAACCCAAAACCCAGACAACAGAGACUUGAAACGAGAGGUAGCUUUCAUGGUCUCGACGACUUCUUCACAAAUCGCGUUUUUGGAUUCUGGGUUCCUUUUUUCCUUUCCUUUUCAGGUGGGACUUGUUUCAACUGAACACCAGGUGUCCCAUGUGAAAGAUAUAUGAGAAGUGAUUUCAUUUGCCCUUAAUUUCUGAAAAAUAAAAUAAAUAAAUCCUAGUAGCUAAGCACCAAGUUUUUGAGAGAAGAUGUUGUGUGCUUGUUCCGGGGAGCAAUUUAAAUUGGAAGAGCCACCUCAGUCACCGGAGUCACUUGCCACAAGAGACUUCUCGGCGAGUGGCCUUUCAUCAAGAACUGGAGACUGGGAAUCAAAAUUUGAAGACAUUCAAGUGGAUGAAGCUGAAUCAACUCUAAAAGAAGCUCUUUCAUUAAAUUAUGAGGAAGCCAGGGCUUUGUUAGGGAGGCUUGAAUAUCAGAGAGGAAAUUUUGAUGCUGCCCUUCAAGUAUUUCAGGGCAUUGACAUAAAAGGUUUAACUCCAAGGAUGACCAAGGCUAUUGUUGAAAGAACUAGGCUGAGAAAGCCUCGUUCUAAAGGUGAUGUUGUGCCUGCUGGUAUAAUGUCAAUGCACUCCGUUAGCCUCCUUGUUGAAGCAAUAUUACUCAAGGCAAGAUCAUUGGAGGAUCUCGGAAGAUAUGUAGAUGCUGCAAACGAGUGUAAAAUAAUUCUUGACACAGUUGAAUCGGCACUGCCUAUUGGAAUGCCUGAGGGCAUUGGUGAAGACUUCAAAUUGCAGGACAUGUUUCAUAAAGCUUUAGAGUUGCUUCCAAAUCUCUGGACAAAGGCAGGUUUUCUUGACAAUGCUAUUACAGCAUAUCGCAGGGCUCUGGUCAAGCCAUGGAACUUGGAUCCGGAGAGGUUGGCUGCUGUACAGAAAAACUUGGCGUCUACAUUACUCUAUGGCGGUGUUGAAACAAACCUUCCUCUUCAGUAUCAAGUAUGGGGUCCAACUACUCCUAAAAACAGUGUAGAGGAAGCAAUCAUUUUGUUAUUGAUACUCAUGAGAAAGGUGUCAUCUCUUGAAAUAAAAUGGGAUCAAGAAAUCAUGGAUCACCUGACUUAUGCCCUUUCUGUUUCUGGACAAUUUGAACUAUUAGCAGAUCAUGUUGAACAGAUUCUUCCUGGAAUCUAUAACCGAGCCGAGAGAUGGUACUUUCUUGCUCUAUGUUAUAGUGCCGCAGGCCAGGAGGAAGUGGCUAUAAACCUUUUGAAAAAGGUUGCAGGCAAUUCUGAAGCAAAGCAAAUGCCCCACUUUCCUUCUUUCCUCUUAGGAGCAAAGCUGUGUUCCCAAGAUCCAAUUCAUGCGAAAGAAGGGAUUCAGUUUUCUAGUAAAGCAAUCAAUGUGGCCAAUAAUCAAUAUGAACAUUUCAGGGGCCAAGCCCAUAACUUCCUAGGGGUUUGUUAUGGCAGUGCAGCCAGAGCUUGUGUGUCAGAUUCCGAAAGACUUGUUCUUCAAAGGGAGUCUUUGAACUCUUUAAACCAUGCGGUUCUUAAUGAGAAGAAUGAUCCUGAAGUGUUAUUUAGCCUUAGCCUGGAAAAUGCAGUGCAAAGGAAUCUGGAGGCUGCUUUUGAUAAUGCAAUGGCUUAUACUGAUAUAGUGGCUGGCAGCACUGGACGCGGGUGGAAGCUAUUAGCCCUCAUUGUUUCUGCAAAGCAGCAGUUCAAGGAUGCUGAAAACAUAGUUGAUUUCGCUUUAGAUGAGGCUGCGAAAACGGACCAAUUAGAACUUCUCAGAUUGAAAGCUGUGCUUCAAGUUGCUCAGGAGCAACCCAAACAAGCAAUAGAAACCUACAGACUUUUGCUAGCUCUGGUUCAAGCACAAAGGGAGGUUCAAGCUAAGAAGUUUCAGCAAGUGCAGAACUUACAUUCCGAGGCAUUAGCAGAAAGAAAGUUGGAAACUGAAGCCUGGCAGGAUUUAGCUACCAUUUAUACAAAUCUCGGUUUGUGGUCUGAUGCAAAAAUAUGUGUUGACAAAGCCAAGUUAAUCGAGUUUUAUUCUCCCAGUAGUUGGCAUACAACGGGUAUGUUGUUUGAGACACAAUCACAAUACAAGGAAGCUCUUAUUUCAUUCUCACUCUCCUUGUCAAUACAGCCGGAUUAUGUUCCAAGUAUAGUUUCUACUGCCAAAGUGUUGAUGAAACUGGGUAGCCAAUCAUUCCCGAUUGCUAGAAGUUUUUUGAUGAAUGCUCUACGAUUAGAACCGACGAACCACGAAGCAUGGUUGAACCUCGGAUUGCUUUCGAAAUCUGAAGGGUUAUUGCAACAAGCAGCGGAGUUCUUUCAAGCUGCCCAUGAGCUAAAAAUGUCAGCUCCAGUGCAAAGCAUUGCAUGAUGUUGGGUUUCCUAGCUAACUUUAAACGUUCAAAUGUUAUAACGAGGGGAGAGUUCAUUAGAUUGGAUUUUCUGAAAUAUGAAUUUUAGUCUUGCUCCAUUCACUUUUGUAAGGAGUGUCAUUCCUUUUAUUAUGAUUGUAUAGUAGCCCUGGCUACCUCUCAGUAGCUUUUGAGUCACAAUGUACUUGGAUUUUACGCACACCUUUGCUUGCCAUUUGAUUCAUUUUGAUUGAAAUGUAUAGCUUUUAAUCAGUCCUGGAUGCUUUUCUGUGUAGCUUUUAGUUUUUGUUCUUUUAAUCAAAAUUUUGUUGAGCUCA
This is a messenger RNA of Humulus lupulus (European hop), 2736 nucleotides long. Its product is annotated as protein NPGR1. NCBI's taxonomy places the organism in Eukaryota, Viridiplantae, Streptophyta, Magnoliopsida, Rosales, Cannabaceae. The transcript has 6 exons. Gene Ontology annotation, molecular function: protein binding. The record is from RefSeq and is a predicted model, not a curated record. Bases 277 to 2418 code for a protein of 713 amino acids.